Xylaria bambusicola is the source of this 993-nucleotide messenger RNA. RefSeq names its product putative retinol dehydrogenase 12. Bases 1 to 993 code for a protein of 330 amino acids. NCBI's taxonomy places the organism in Eukaryota, Fungi, Ascomycota, Sordariomycetes, Xylariales, Xylariaceae. The transcript has 2 exons. The record is from RefSeq and is a predicted model, not a curated record.
AUGAGUGCCUACGAUAGAAAUACUGAAGGUCUAGAGCUUGUCCAUAAGCUCGCCAACAACGUGAAGGAUAGGAACUUUCUUAUCACUGGCCCAACACCUGGCGGUCUCGGCGCUGAGACAGCCAUCUCCAUUGCAGCUGGAAAGCCAGCUAUGAUUAUUCUUGUCGGACGAUCACAAGCCAAGGCGCAGCCGACAAUCGACGCAAUCAAGGCCGUCGACCCAAAUAGUAAGGUCAAAUUCGUGGUGGCCGAGCUAUCAUCUCUUAAAAGCGUGCGGACAGCUGCCCAGACUAUCCUCAACGACAACGAAAUCUCCAAAAUUGACGUUGUCAUCAACAAUGCUGCGGUAAUGGCAUCUCCUCAGAUGAAGACCGAGGAUGGAUUAGAUUACCAGUUCGAAAUCAACCACCUUAGCCAGUUCGUUCUCACCAACACCAUCAUGCCCAAGAUCCUCGCAGCUGGCCCGGGAGCUAGGAUUGUGAAUGUAACUAGCUCGGGCCACCGGUAUACUGGAGUCCGGCUGCACGAUCCCAAUUUCACCGAGCCCGGCUCUUACAGUGAGUUUGCGGGUUACGGCCAAGCUAAGACAGCAAACAUCUUGUACUCGGUGGAACUCAAUAAGAGGCUCGCAUCUCGCGGCAUACACGCCUAUGCACCGCACCCCGGGAGCAUCUCAACCAACCUUCAGGUUUACCUUCAAGCCCUAGGGGGAAACGCAAUGCAGGUACUCGAUGAUGCGUCCUGGAAAGUGAACGGAUGUUCUAUGGAGGACACACGGAAACGGGACCCCACGAAGACAUUACAGCAAGGAUGUGCAUCACUCAUCCGCGCAGCGAUCGACUCGGAUCUUGUCAAUGAAGAGGGUGUCUUUAUCAAUGAUGUUAACUUGACCACGGACCCCAAGGAUGUCAAGCCCUGGGCAACGGACCCCGAACUGGCAGAAAAAUGCUGGAAGUUGAGUGAGGAGCUAGUUGGAGAGAAGUUUGAUAUUUAG